CAACAGUCACACUGCAGCUAGACUUUGGUCUCGCUUCUAUCAAUUGGACAUGGUGAGUGAUACAUAAAUGCGCGAAAGAGGGAGCUCUUGUGUCUUCCUGACUUUACAGAAAUGGAGACUCAGCCUUUGCAGGACUUCCAGGACUUCCAGGACUUGUGUACCUUUGAGAGUUUUAAGAGUUUCUGGCACUAUUAUGGUUACGGCGUUGAUCAACAAGAGCUGAUAGAUCGGGAAUUUAAACGGAUUAAAGGUGUUACAUACCUUGAUCAUGCAGGGACCACGCUAUUUCCUGAAUCUCAGAUUAAAGAAUUUUAUGAUGACAUAUCUAGAAAUGUUUAUGGCAAUCCUCACAGUCAUAAUCCCAGCAGUAGGCUAACACACGACACUGUGGAAAGUAUCAGAUACAGGAUACUGGAACAUUUUAAUACAUGUCCUGAAGAGUACUCAGUGAUUUUCACUUCAGGAUGUACUGCAGCACUGAAAUUAGUGGCGGACACUUUCCCCUGGAAGGCCGUGUCAAAAGAAGAGCCUGGAAGUCAGUUCUGCUUCCUCACUGACAACCACACCUCUGUGGUGGGCAUCCGCGGCGUGACCGCACUCCAGGGAGUUGGCACAGUUUCUGUUCUACCUCACCAAGUGGAAGCAAGAGCAAAAAAAACCCAGACUCGGACAAAUGGAGAGGAGGAGUGUUCUACACCUCACCUUUUCUGUUAUCCCGCCCAGAGUAACUUCUCUGGCAGAAAAUAUCCCCUCAGCUACGUGAAAGGAAUUCAGUCUCAACAGCUCUAUCCAGCAUGUGAGCACCGUGGUCGAUGGUUUGUUCUCCUCGACGCUGCCUGUUUUGUAGGGUGCUCUCCUCUGGAUCUAAGCCAGUAUCCCGCGGAUUUUGUGCCAAUAUCUUUCUACAAAAUGUUUGGCUUCCCGACUGGACUCGGAGCCUUGCUGGUGAGGAAUGAGGCUGCUAAGGUCUUGAGAAAAAGUUACUUUGGAGGAGGGACAGCAGCAGCGUAUCUUGUAGAAGAGAACUAUUUUGUACCAAAGCCAAAUGUAGUCAGCAGGUUUGAGGAUGGCACAAUCUCCUUCCUUGACAUUAUUUCUCUCCAUCAUGGUUUUGAAACGCUUCAGAAACUUACAGGGAGUAUGGUGAACAUUCAGCUUCACACAUUUGGUUUGGCUCGCUACACCUAUAUUAUCCUCUCGUGCCUGUGUCAUAGCAAUGGAAAACCUGUGGCACAGAUCCACUGUGAUAGCGACUUUCAGAAUAUUGCAGAACAGGGUGCAAUUCUCAACUUUAGUCUACUGGACUGUCACGGACAAACAGUGGGGUAUUCUCAGGUGGACAAAAUGGCCAGUCUCUUCAACAUUCAUAUUCGUACAGGCUGUUUCUGCAACACAGGAGCCUGCCAACAUUAUUUGGGUAUCAGCAACCAAAAUGUGAAGAAUAAUUUGCAAGCCGGUCAUGUCUGUGGCGACAACAUUGAUCUGGUUGACGGACGUCCCACAGGAUCCAUCCGUGUGUCUUUUGGAUAUAUGUCCAGUUUUGAGGACUGUCAGAACUUUCUUCGGUUUGUUGUGAAUUGUUUUGUGAACAAACCACUAAUCCUGGACCAAAAGAGAAUAACCAGGUUGAAGUCAGCUGCACCGCUGGAGUCAUCAGCAUCUUAUCACCUGUCAUCAAUAACUAAUGGUCAACUAGGGCAUGAGAUUGAGCAAGUAAUCACCCCUUCACCUGAGAGAAUAACAACACCAUCUGAAGGCACUGUGUCAAAAGAAGGAAAGAACAACGACAUUAGCCAUACUCUGACCAACCUCUUUAUCUACCCUGUCAAAUCAUGUGCAUCAUUUGAGGUGACAGAGUGGCCACUGGGACCACAGGGUUUGUUGUAUGACCGUUUGUGGAUGGUUGUGAAUGAGAAUGGGGUUUGUCUGAGCCAGAAACGGGAGCCAAAACUGUGUCUCAUCCGACCUAUCAUCUGUCUGGCCUCCAACACACUGCAGCUGCAGGUCUCAGGCAUGGAAGCGGUCGCUGUACCCUUGGAGACCAGUCUAGAGAAUUCAGAUCUAAGAACAUCCCAAAGCAAAGUUUGUGGUGACAGGGUUCAGACAGUGGAUUGUGGGAAGGAAGUUUCAGCCUGGCUUACUGAGUUUCUGGGAAAACCUUGUCGUCUUAUAAGGCAGAGACCGGAAUUCCUGCGUGAUAUGAAAUUUGGACGAGGGAAAUCCUGUUGUCCCACUGCUCUCUCUCUGGUGAACGAGGCACAGUUUCUGCUUAUUAACAAAGCCAGUGUGUCUUAUCUACAAGAGCACAUUGCCAACAGGCACGAUAGUGAGAAUGAAGGAAUGGAGCAGCUCAUUCAGCGUUUCAGGGCGAAUCUGGUCAUCUCGGGACAGGAGCCGUUUGCAGAGGACGACUGGUCUCACUUGACAGUUGGAGGCACCCAGUUUCAGGUGAUGGGCAGAUGUGGCCGUUGUCAGAUGAUUGGAGUUGAUCAAAAAUCAGCCACUAGGACCCAGGAACCCCUUAGGUCGCUUUCUGAAUGCAGAAGUGGAAAAGUGACUUUUGGUGUCUACUUGGCUCACCAAUCAGCAAGGAACUCCACUGCUGUCUCCAUCUUAUCCAUAGGGGACCAUGUUAUUCCACGGAUAUCAGAAUCAACUGAGAAACUUUAACAGUUUUUGUCAUUUUAGUUUGAUUUUUAAACUGUGAUAAGAGCUACAUUUUAAUGAAAUUUGAAUGCAUUUUA
This is a messenger RNA of Rhinichthys klamathensis goyatoka, 2744 nucleotides long. It is a transcript of the gene mocos, whose product is annotated as molybdenum cofactor sulfurase. Gene Ontology annotation, biological process: Mo-molybdopterin cofactor biosynthetic process. The coding region runs from base 112 to 2670 and encodes 852 amino acids. Gene Ontology annotation, molecular function: molybdenum ion binding; pyridoxal phosphate binding; molybdenum cofactor sulfurtransferase activity. Lineage: Eukaryota; Metazoa; Chordata; Actinopteri; Cypriniformes; Leuciscidae. The record is from RefSeq and is a predicted model, not a curated record. The transcript has 15 exons.